AUGUCAAACGAUAUAAUCAGAAUACCACCCUAUUACUACAUUCACGUGUAGGAUAGGAAUGCGAACAUUACCAGAUUGGUUUAAGGCCCUCUGAAUUUCAGCAAGCUUGAUCAUGAGAUCAUAGUUACUGGAAAAAGUCCAGUUCCAUAUAUUUUCUUGAAACCAUAUCACUACUGCCAGAUCAAUGAUCCAGUAGUUAGAGACGGUGACAAAAAGCUUGUACUUGAAAAGCACGGUCAAGUUAAAGUUAAAAUCGGUGAAAGUGAAUACAGAAUUCAUCAAGACUACCCUGAACCAUUCCCACUAUUCCCUGGUGAGUCUCUAGUCAAAACUGAUUCAAUCCCUGUUGUCCCAAGAGGCUAAUCCAUUAAACUGGAAGCUGUCAGAGACUUCACUGAUGAGGAUGGAAAGAAGAGAAUGUCUGGAGACUAGUGGAUCAUGUACGGACCAAUUCUCUACAUUCCAAGAGUCGAAGUCUAAGUGCUAUAGAUUUCAUCACCCUAUGUAAUUGGUGCAAAUCAAGCCAUUAAGGUCAAGGCUAAAAGAUAGACCAAAGACUAUAAGAACAGAGCAAGAGAAGCUGGAGAGGAAUGGCUGAUUAGAGAGAGAGGGCCAUACGUCUGUGGAAUCGACGAGGAAUAUUGCCACUUUGUUCACGGUCAAAUCAUAGACCAAAAGUCAGCUAUCUUACUGAAGGCUAAUCAACCAUUCGAAGAUGUCUAUGGCAAGCUAAGAAAGGCUGGAGAGCAAUGGCUAGUAACUAACUAGGACGCCAGUGUACACAUUGUAGACAUUCAUGAAACAUUCGUCGAGACAAGAUACAGAAUUAUCUUGAGAGAUGACGAAUUCUGCUACAUUCUCAACCCAGUAGAUGAUAAAGGCUAGAAUCAACUUGGAAAAAAGAUUCUCAAAACAGGACCUUAAAGUUUCUUCGUCCAACCCGGUGAAGAAAUAGCUGGAGGAAUCCAAAACGUUUACAUCCUCGGAGAAGACGAGGCUCUGCUCGUAAGAGCUGAGGAGACUCAUACCGAGGCUGAAGGUAAGGUGAGAAACGCCGUUGAUAGAUGGAUGAUCUAUGGACCUUGCAGAUAUAUUCCACCAGUUGAGGUAUAUAUCAUUGAAAAGAGAAAAUCCAUCCCACUAGAUACAAAUGAAGGAAUCUAUGUCAGGGACAACAGAAACGGUUCGAUCAGAUCAGUAUGCGGCAGAACUUACAUGCUUCAAGAACAUGAAGAGCUAUGGCCAAUGCCACUUGACACUACAGUUGAGGAGCUACUAGGCUUUACUGGGAAGAAAAGAGACAAGACCAGAUUGAUCACCUACAAAUGCCCAUUCAAUUCUGCUGUCUAAGUUUACGACUACAAGAGAAAGAAGUCAAGAGUUAUCUUGGGUCCAGACCUUGUCAAGCUUGAACCUGAUGAACAGUUCACGGUGAAUUAUCUUUCAGGAGGCAAGCCAAAGAAACCAGGCGUCAUCAAGACACUCCACAUUGGUUUAGGUCCAGAUUUCUUCUCUGAUAUCUUUUAGGUUGAAAGUAGUGAUCACGCUAUCUUAUCCUUGCAACUGUCAUAUAACUGGCAGUUCCAAUUCAACAGAGAAGACAUGGACUCUCUUGUAAAGAUCUUUAAUGUAAAGGAUUUCGUCGGAGAUGCCUGUAGUGCAAUAGCCUCUAAGGUCAGAGGAGAAGUAGCUGGCACCAAUUUCGAACAAUUCCAUAAGCUAUCAACUAGAAAGAUUAGACAAGCUAUCUUUGGACUUGAUAAGGAGGGAAAGAUCUAAGAUAAGUUUGAAUUCUUGAACAACAACCUAUUGAUAACUAAUGUCGAUAUUCAGAAGGUCGAGCCAGUUGAUGCAAAGACCAAGCAGUCCCUUCAAAAGCUCGUGACCCUUGCCAUUGAGAUUACUACUAAGAUGCAAGAAGCUGAGGCAAAGAAGCUUGCAGACCAAAACGAGCAAGAGGCUAAGGCAAGACUUCAAAAGAGAAAGAUUGAAGAUGAGGCACUGGCUGAGAAGGAAAGAAGAGAGCUGUAUAACCUGCAAGCUGAGUGCGAGUCAAUCAGAACCACUGGUCAAGCUAAGGCUGAGGCUAAAGCUUUAUCUUUACAACUUGAGAUUGAAGGUAAGGCAUAAGUUCAAAUUGCUGAACUUAAAGCCAAAGCUCGCAGAAUUUUAGAGCAUGCAAAACUUAGAUAUGAAAAAGAAGUAGCAUUGCUUGACCUCGACAGAACAACAAGACUUAAGUAAUUAGAAAUCAGAAAAGCCGAAACUCUUGGAGAGAUCGAUUCUAACAAAUUCAAGCAGUACGUUGAAUGCUUGGGCAGAGAUACUCUUGUGGAGUUGGCCAAGGCUGGUCCAGAGCUCUAGGCUGAGAUUCUUAAUAGUCUCGGCUUGAAGGGUUACAUGAUCAUGGAUGCAAACAAUCCAAUCAAUCUCUUCCAGUCAGCAAAUGGCAUCAUGAACACUCUACCCGUCAACUUGCCUAAAUGA
Stylonychia lemnae is the source of this 2487-nucleotide messenger RNA. The record is from the annotation of a GenBank genome assembly. NCBI's taxonomy places the organism in Eukaryota, Ciliophora, Spirotrichea, Sporadotrichida, Oxytrichidae.